AUGAAGAACAUUGUUUUUAUUUUACUUGAAAUUGCACUCUGCGAUCUAGCAUGGACGCCGCCAGUUCAAGAAGCAACUUGCGAAGAAAAUUUGAUCGGAAAUUUGCCAAUCCGUGCAUCAGAACUCCAACCUCCACCAGCGGGUAUCAUAGGAGCAAGGAAACAAUUCUACCCUACCUGUGAAAUCAGAGAUACCGAAGAGUUUCAAAUUAAAGUGAAAGUCGAGUGCAAUUUUGCUAAAAUACGAGCACAUGGAUUCAGAAAAUGGUCAUACAUUGUCAGAAGUUUUCCUGUUUUCGACAUUAGAACCACAUCCAAUACAUCCCCAUUUUCACCGUUCUACUACUAUGAAAUUCUUGUCGGCAAGUUGAACUGGAUCGAUCCGAGAAGAUACAUGGAAAUCGUCAUCACUCAAUGGUUCGGCGCUGAUGGAAAAAUUUUUAGAAGAAUUGAAAUCGACGGAAUUUUAAGGGCGAUGCUCAUUUCUGAUGGCUUACCAUUUACUCCUUCUAUUAUGCCUCAUGUUCUCGGAGGCGACAGUGAAAAGAAAGAAUUAGGAGGCGCUAGAGAUUUAUAUGUUGUAUCUGAUCUUGGUGUCAAAGACUAUGAAAUCAAAUCUUUCCGGCCUACAACAACAACAACUACAACAACGACAACAACAACAACAACCCCAACUACAACCACAACAACAACCACAACCACAACAACAACAACAACCACAACCACAACAACAACAACAACAACCACAACCACAACAACAACAACAACAACAGUUGCAGAAAGAAUAUCGAUUCUCCGUACACAUGCUUCCAUAAUUCUCGACAAUAUCGCUGGUACAGGUUUCGCCGAACGAUACGAAGGAAGAACCAACAAAAUUUUUGAGAAACUUACAUUGUCCGCUACUGGAGAAGAUUGUUACGAAGAAAAUGGCUUCGAUGAAGAGGACGAAGAAUCAGCCGAUUUGUCUGUUUUUGACAACAAUGAUAUAUGCAAACUGAACAAGCAAAUCAAUUCCGCGAUUAACAGCCACGCUAGACAUUAUGCUUGCCAGGGAAGAGGCAAAGUGUAUCGCCAAAUCAUUCGAGCCGCGAGGAAAGUCAAAGCAUUCUUCCACGAACGAAACGAUUGUUAA
Molecule: messenger RNA, 1131 nt
Organism: Oikopleura dioica
Lineage: Eukaryota; Metazoa; Chordata; Appendicularia; Copelata; Oikopleuridae
Source: the annotation of a GenBank genome assembly